Molecule: messenger RNA, 1539 nt
Organism: Insectozyma verbasci
Lineage: Eukaryota; Fungi; Ascomycota; Pichiomycetes; Serinales; Debaryomycetaceae
Source: the annotation of a GenBank genome assembly
AUGGACUAUCCUGAUGAUGAUUAUGAAAAUAAUAACCCAUUUGCAGAACCUACUAAUAAUAUAAAUCAACCUACAGAUCAACCGGUCCUACAGCCAUCAAUUAUAGAGCAUCAACAACGAGAAGAAAUCAAUAAUCAAGAUGAUUCAGAUCAACUACUAAAUCAAAUUGAUUUGAAAAAAUUAUUACCUGAAAGAUUCACAAAUAAAUAUCUGUUAACUGUAAAAUUAGUUGAAAUUGAAAAGAAUAAACCUGGAAAUCCAAUUUUAAAAUUAGAUUUUGAAGUUAAAAAUUUACCAAGAUAUAGACAAAAUAAAUAUAAAGAUGUACGUCGAACUUAUAAUGAAGUUGUUAAAUUUAAUAAAUAUUUGACAAUAUCAAAUUUAGAAUGUUUUGUACCUGUAAUACCAUCAUCAACUACAUCAUAUCCAGCAAAUGGUGAAGAUGAAAAAAAACAAUUGAAAAAUUUAUUUCAAGAAUGGUUUAAUAGAAUUACAUCAAAUCCAAUAUUAAUAAGAGAUGAAGAAUUUGUUUAUUUUAUUGAAAAUGAUUUUGGUUAUUCAGUUAUAAAUUCAAAUAAAAAACAAUCUGUUGCAAGUGGAUUAAUGAGAAAAACUUUAAAACAAUUUGCAAUACCAUAUGAUCCAUAUCAAGAAUUGGCAAGUUUUAGACCAAUAAUUAAGGAUUCUUAUCUUAAUUGUCAAAAACUACAUAAAUUAUAUGAUAAAAGUUCAAAAAUUGAAAAACAAUUAUCUAUUCAUACUUAUGAUAUGUCUAAUAAAUUAAAUGUUUUAGCAGAUUUUGAAACUACUCAUCCUGGAAUGAAAAAUAUGUGGGAAAAAUUAAGUAAAAUUGUAUCACUUCAAUCAGAUUUAUUAUUAAUUGAUUCAAUAAACGAAAAUGCUAUAUUAGGAGAUAGUUUUCAAAAUUUAUCAAAUGAUUUUUAUGAAGUUAAAGAAGCAUUAACUAAUAGAUAUUUAAUUAUGAGAGAAUUAGUACAAGCUGAAUCACAAACAAAAUCAAAACAAAUUCAAGCAAAUAAAAUUAAAAAUAAAUCUUCAUUAGAUCCAAUAAAAGUUGAUGAAGCAUUAAGAUCAUUAGAAUAUGUACAAAAAGUUCAAGAAUCUUUAACAUUACAAAUUCAAAGAAUAUCUGGAGAAAUGUUAUUUGAAAGAAAAGAAGUCAUUGAUUUUACUGAAGACAAAUUUAAAAAAUUAAUAAAGAAUUAUGUACUACAUAAAGUUGAACAUCAUCGAAAAAUUUUAAAACAUUUUGAAAGUAUAAGAUUAGAUGUUAGAAGUGUUGAUUCAAAAGGAGGAUUAUCAAGAUUAAAUAGAGAUAAUUUAACAAAUUUAAAACAUAAUGUAAUUCAAUCUCAAUCAUCAAAAGGUGAUUCAUGGACAUCAAGAACAUUUAGAUCUUUAGAAAAGGAAGAAAAAGCUAAAGAAGAGGAGAAGAAAGAACAUAAGAUUAAUGCAUUACAACUGACAUCUGUUGAUGCUAAAAAUGCUGCUAGUUUAUUAGGUGUUGCAACAUUUUGA